CGUUUCGCUUGGCUAAGUGCGCGCCUCGCCCACUGAAACCAGUUGGUAGAAGCAAAUUUUGUUCAGAGCAAAAUACGGCCGACGUUGAUUAUUUUGAAUGAACAUACCAGUUCUUAGAUUAAUAAACGUGGACGCCAGCCGUGGCCCUGCCUGCCGCCGGGUCGCUGACGGCACGGCAGCACCUGCCUGCACCUGUGGCAGAUAAUAUCGGGACCAAUUUUAAGCUCAGUUUUAGUUCCGACUUUCGAAUCGGAUAUUCUGUUGCGCUAAAAACUUAAAUGUACAGAGUGUAAGAAUCUGCCAACAGCUAAAAGAGAUGGCAAAGAGUACAAAGAUAAAAUUGAAGAAACCCUAACUAGCCCCGCCGACUACCGCUACAGUAAAGGAAAAACGGAGCUAUAUAUUAUCGUAUAGUGAUGAUAAUCUAGUGUUGACUAAACAAGUGAAAAAUAAAAGAUUUUAUGUUUACACCAGUAAAAAAAUUAAGAAAAAAUAUGCGUGCAACGACAACGAAACGUAAUCCCACUCCCUUCUAAACAAAUCAAUACGCAGUGAUUCGCGAGGAGACAAACAUCCUUACUAUAUUGACUUUGUUUUAAGUAAGAUAAAUACAUAUAAACGCUCAAAUUGGCAUCGAAAUCGUCAGUGAAAUAAACAACACAAAAAUCAGCAAUCAUGAUGCUAACAACUGAACACAUCAUGCAUGGGCACCAUCCCCACUCUUCGGUCGGUCAGAGUGCGUUGUUCGGAUGCUCCACUGCGGGUCAUAGUGGUAUCAAUCAGUUGGGCGGCGUCUAUGUAAAUGGGCGUCCUCUGCCCGAUUCUACCCGUCAAAAGAUAGUCGAGCUGGCUCACUCGGGCGCUCGUCCUUGUGAUAUUUCGAGAAUACUUCAAGUUUCAAAUGGCUGCGUAAGCAAAAUUUUGGGCAGAUACUAUGAAACAGGAUCAAUCAAACCUCGAGCAAUAGGUGGUUCCAAACCACGAGUAGCUACAACGCCUGUCGUACAAAAAAUUGCCGACUAUAAGCGGGAAUGUCCCAGCAUAUUUGCUUGGGAAAUUCGAGAUCGACUUCUUUCAGAGCAAGUUUGCAAUAGUGAUAACAUUCCAAGUGUUUCAUCCAUUAAUCGAGUCUUGCGCAAUUUGGCAUCGCAAAAGGAGCAGCAGGCGCAACAGCAAAACGAAUCAGUCUAUGAAAAGCUCCGUAUGUUUAAUGGACAAACCAGUGGCUGGGCAUGGUAUCCAAGCAACACCACAACAGCACACUUGGCCCUACCGCCAACAUCUACGGCCUUGCCUACGCCAACGAAUUUAUCUGGACAAAUUAGUCGAGAUGAGGUUCAAAAGCGAGAUAUAUACCCGGGCGAUGUCUCUCACCCCUCUCACGAGAGCACGUCAGAUGGCAAUUCCGAUCAUAAUUCAUCUGGGGAUGAGGACUCUCAAAUGCGACUUCGGCUGAAAAGAAAACUUCAACGCAAUCGAACCUCUUUUACCAAUGAACAAAUCGACAGUCUGGAGAAAGAAUUUGAGCGAACACAUUAUCCGGACGUUUUUGCGAGAGAGCGGCUUGCUGAAAAAAUUGGUUUGCCAGAGGUAUGGUUCUCUAACCGGAGAGCCAAGUGGCGCCGAGAGGAAAAGAUGCGCACUCAAAGACGAUCAGCUGAUCAUGUAGGUGGCAGUACUGGUAGAGCCAGCACAAAUAAUCAGUCAGGUACAGCUGCAUCUUCCUCCGUCACACCGUCGAGCAACUCAACGCCAGGUAUUGGCAGCUCAUCGGGCAACGGCAUCGGUUCUGAGGGAGCAUCGACAGCCAUAAUCAGCAACAACAACCUACCCGAUACAUCCAAUGCCCCAACUGUUCUUGGAGGAGAUGCAAAUGCCACGCAUACAAGUUCGGAAAGCCCACCACUUCAAGCCGUAGCACCACGGAUACCCCUGAACACCGGUUUCAAUGCAAUGUAUUCAUCUAUCCCGCAGCCCAUAGCUACGAUGGCAGAAAAUUACAACUCAAUGACCUCAUCGUUAGGCUCGAUGACGCCCACAUGCCUGCAACAAAGAGACAGCUAUCCCUAUAUUUUUCACGAUCCGCUAUCUCUUGGAUCUCCGUACGCUCCGCCUCACCAUCGAAAUGCGCCGUGCAAUCCAGCUGCUGCUCACCAACAACCCCCUCAACACGGGGUUUAUGGUAACAGCCCUUCAAUGACGUCUAACACAGGUGUUAUCUCUGCCGGUGUUUCUGUUCCAGUGCAGAUUUCAACGCAGAAUGUAUCAGAUCUAGCGGGUAGUAAUUACUGGCCGCGACUUCAGUGAUCGUCAAUUUUGAAUUUGCCUUCUGAGCUCUUUUCCAAGGCUGCAGCCGCAGUGGCAGCUGUCGCUGCGGCACAUGCAGUUGAGGAGCAUAAUAUGCCUCAGCAAGCUCAAGUCGAAGCAGCAAAGACCAGCAAUAGUGAAAGCCCACCAAAUAUGAUUCCACAAAUGACACUACAUAUGUGCAUCAAGAAACUUGAAGAUGUGCAUGGAUAAAAAGAAGGGUAUGGGUAUAAUGAAAAUGGGUGUAUGCAUUUCACUAAGUGAAGUUAUAUCAAAGCAAGCUCUUACGCCGCCAACAUCGCCCUAAGCAUUAGUCUCUGCUACAUCACCGAUUUUUGAUCCGGAAGGUCCUGAACCGAACGACCAUCCAGACUGUCGAUGGCAAAUAAUAUGACAAAUGCGCAAGUCGACACAUUCCCAUUCACUAUAUCUUCCCUAAUUUAGGCGAUGAACACAUUGAAUAGAUCAGAUCAGUGCCCAGUACAUACAUCUAUUAUUUUUGGAACACACAAUUUACAUACAUAAAUACACACUAACCAACUAAGCAGAGAUGCCCAUAAAGUUAUUUAUGAAAAUUCAUCAAAUGUUGCAUAUGCCAUAUAUUUAAGAAGAAAAUAUUUUCAGAGAUUUUCAUUAAAAAAAAUGUAAUGCCCAAAACCUAUCAGAAAAAGUUUUCUUGGUUCCUUAAAAUUUGAUUUUGUCGUGUGGUGUAAUCUUAGAAAAAUUUUAGAGCCAAGCAGGCAGGAACCAAUUGGUUGUGGAGCAACCAAUUGUGUUUUUUCGAUUUAAUCGUUUACAAUAUAUUUACAACCAUAAAUUCUGCGAAAAUCAAUUUUUUCCCAAGCUACACCAUUGGCCAUGACGCCUCAAAAUCGAUCUCUGCAUACAUUCAUGUAUAUAUCCAUAUGCAUGCUUAACGUAUUUAUUAUUUACUCAGAUUGCGAUGCUAUCCAACAGUAUAAAUUGCAUCUUGUGCAUACAUAUGAAUGCAUAAUCGAAAUUAAUUACAACGAACUUAAUUUCCAAUAAAAAA
Drosophila guanche is the source of this 3340-nucleotide messenger RNA. It is a transcript of the gene toy, whose product is annotated as paired box protein Pax-6. Bases 676 to 2307 code for a protein of 543 amino acids. Gene Ontology annotation, biological process: anatomical structure development; regulation of transcription by RNA polymerase II. Gene Ontology annotation, molecular function: DNA-binding transcription factor activity, RNA polymerase II-specific; RNA polymerase II cis-regulatory region sequence-specific DNA binding. The transcript is spliced from 9 exons. Lineage: Eukaryota; Metazoa; Arthropoda; Insecta; Diptera; Drosophilidae. The record is from RefSeq and is a predicted model, not a curated record.